Cladocopium goreaui is the source of this 3564-nucleotide messenger RNA. The record is from the annotation of a GenBank genome assembly. Lineage: Eukaryota; Dinophyceae; Suessiales; Symbiodiniaceae.
AUGGCCCAUAGUUGGUUUUAUGUUGCGAUUCCUGACUUCCCCACCGAGGCCCCGUUAGACAUAGAGGUGGUCACAGCGUCGAAAGCGACUGAUCUUGCGCAUUUGGAGCCUCUGGAGCCAUGGUUGCAGGCGGCCUCUCCUCGUGCGCUGUUGUCACGCGUGGUGGAAACAGCACAGCUGGCAGUGGACAUGGUCGCAGGAUUGGGUCAACCGGUCUCGACCGUCCCAGCUGACGUAGCUCCUUCCGCUGGGAAGGACGUCUCAAAGGUAGCUGCCAAAGACUCCAAAGAUGACUUGGACACAACCGUCUCCAGCCUAGACUUGCCCGCCGACUCCAAGGCCCAGGGGCCCCAGGGGCCUCGGGAGGACGAGCCGGAGCCGGCGGCGGAGGAAUUUCUGGACGCCGAGCCAAUGGCAGGAGCAGCGGCCGCACCGCAUCCUAAGAGCACCGGCGCCGCGGCCCUUCCGAAGCAUGACAUGCCCCUGUUCACUCCAGGUACUGGUGCUGGGGUUCCGCCUCCCAAGUCGCUGGCGGAACCCGAGUCCGUGCCCACGACUCCGGUGCAAGCCUGGCAGCUGGGUGGCCGGGGUCCCUUGCCACCGGACUUGGUCAGGGAGCCGAUGGCCAUGGCCAUCGGUACCACCAGUGCCAUCAGCGCCAACCUACCGCGUGACCUGUCCCCUGCAGUCGCGGCCGAGCCAAAGAUGGAGGUUGCGAUGACCGCAGUGCAAACUGCUGGCCCAACGUGCCCGGAGAUUCAGAGCCCGGAGCCGGAGGAGCUACCAAUGGUGUCGUUCCGCAGGCAAAGAGCGACUUCGCCCAUGUCUCCAGCAUCUCCAGUCUGGGAGGUGGAAAAUGAGACCACUUUGAUGUCUCGUUUGGAUGGAUGGGGCGCCACACGGUCGCCUCCUCGUUGGCCCCAGAAGCCCCGCUGGGCCGGCACCUGGACCUUGAGCCCCAGCGUUCCCAGCCCCCCUCAACGCGCGGGCUUCAGCGGCCUGGGAAGCACCAGGAGUACCAUGACGCCACGACAGAGGCUAGAAGACCUGGCCGCAGAUGCCGGGCCCAAAGCACCCCCCUCGCCCGCACGGGAGCCGCGGGGGUCCCUCGCCUCGCCCGCGCGGUGGUCGGAGCGUCUCGACGUGAACACCAAGCGCCUGGCGAAGAUCCUGCGGUCCUGUGCUAUGGACGAGUCCAGUGAUAGAGCCUCAGGUUGCUUUGGUGGAUUCUGCUGGGAUAAUCAGGUGCAGAAACCUUCAGUGCAGACCUGUGCCCUUCAGCGCUGCUGGAAGGGGAUCCGGCAGGCGGAGGAGGAGCGGCAUCCGCUACCGGAGAUGAUCCCCACCCAGAGCCGAAAACCUCCCGCGGCUGAGGUUUAUCUUUUCCGUCCGGGACUCUCAGCUUUCUGGGCCCUGGGCAGGUCCAAAAUCCAUCCAAGCCACAUGCAGCAGCCUGCGGAUGACGGUGACGCGCAACAGGGAGAGCUGCCGCCACCUAGCCGUGGAAAACUUGGGGAACAGGGUAGCUACGGGCUCGUGGCCAUCCCAAGGACCGUUCGAACAGCUGCGCGCGAGUUGGGGCUGCUGAUCGUAGUGGUGUUGCUGCUUUCCUGCGAUGAGCUGAACCCAGUGAAGGUGCUAUGUAGCUACACGAGUGGUGUCAUCGGUGUCUCAGAGGUGCACUUUUCCGUUUCCGCCGCGAUCCUCUUGGCCGCCUUGGGGGUCAACCAGCGGGACCACAUCCUCUACACAUGUGCUAGGACCUUUUUUCGAUGCACAUUUAACAACAUCUUCUUCAGCUCUGUGGAGAUCGUGGGCCUGGAAAAUCUACCAAAGGAGGGGCCGGUGAUCAUCACAGGUAAUCACAACAAUCAGUUUGUGGAUGGUUUGAUGUUGCUGACCAACUGUCCGCGUGAGAUCUCUUUUAUGAUUGCGCAGAAGUCUUGGGAUCGUCCACUGGUCGGAUUCCUGGCGCGCGCCUUUCAUUGCAUUCCGGUGGCUCGACCCCAGGACAUGGCCUGCAAGGGUCAAGGAACCAUCACUUUGGAGGAAGGAUCUGCAAAUGCGCGGGGGGUGGACACCCACUUUGGCACAGAGGUGACACCCGGCAGUCAAGUAGAUGUCAAAGGCCAUCCCAAGUUGUUGAAGGUCAAGGAGGUGCUCAGCGCCACGGAGCUGCAGCUGGAAUCUGUGGCCAGCAGCAGCCUUUCCGGCAGCUUCAAGGUGCACCCCAAGGUCGACCAGUCCACCAUGUACAAACAGGUGUAUCAGAGCCUGUGCUCCGGACAGUGUCUGGGAAUCUUUCCGGAAGGUGGCAGCCACGAUCGCACAGAUUUGCUGCCGCUGAAAGCGGGCGUGGCCGUGAUCGCGUUGGAAGCGCACAGUUCGGUGGGAGAGUUGCCGCCUAGCUGUAUUGAGGAAGUUCUUUUACAGACCACUUGGAUCGCGCUGUCGAGUUUUGUCCUAGCCAAGGAUACCAGAGGACUGGAACAGGGGGAGAUCCACGCGAGCUACGAGACGAAUCGUCGCGAGGCCACCGAGGAGCUGCUGAAUCUGGUGGCCGCAGCCAUGCGCAGCGUGAUCAUCCCUACAGAGGAUUACAAGACGCUGCAGCAGAUCUUCAUGGUGCGUCGCUUGUGGGUGAAGGAGGGUCUCAAACUGAGCCCUUCAAAGGCCAUGGAUCUGAACCGUCGCUUCGCGGUGGGCGUGCACCGCAUCCUGCGCCUCGCCGAGCGGGCGGGCGCCGAUGCCUCGAUGCUGACGCCAACGCACGAGUUGGAGCAAACCGAUCAGGCGGGUGAAAACCAGGAGCCGCUCAAGGAGGAGGAACUCAGAGAGUUUCAGGAGAUGCGAACAGAGCUCGAAGAGUACAUGCGGACUCUGAAAAAGCUGGGCAUCAGAGACCACCAGGUGCCACAACUUGUGUGGUGGACGGUGGGGGAUCUGAUUGGCCGCUUCUUGUACCUGCUGGUGACGUUGGCCUUGGGCGUGAUCCCAAAUGUCAUGUUUAAUUUGCCCAUCAUGAUCGUCUCGUCACGCUUCGCGGUGAAGGAACAACAGAAGUCUUUGAAGUCUUCGAGUGUGAAACUCGCUGCUCGCGAUGUGGUGAUGUCGUACAAGGUGAUCUAUGUGCUGACCUGCAUUCCGAUCCUUUAUGUUUUUUACGGCUUGAUGCUGUGGUGUUUCACUGACUGGACGCACACCUCGAGGGUUUUGUCUCUGCUCAGUCUGCCUAUGUUCGCAUUCUUUGGCAUGAAGGCCAGCGAGCAGGGUGUGAGAGCUUACAAAGACAUCAUGCCGCUCUUCAGACGCCUGGUGAACGACGAGAAACGUCGUGAGCAAGACGCGUUGCCGGCCCAGCGUGCGAGACUGCGGCGACAACUUCACAAACUGGUCAACACUCUAGGGCCGCGCCUGGGUGACCUCUACUACGACAACAAGGUGGAAUGGACGAAGCACAUGACGAGCUUCGGCAAGGAGGAUGGAAGCCGAAGCCCCAAGCGCGAGAACCAGUCCCGCGAGCUGAAGGCCUUGAAGCCAAAAAAGUGGGGCCGGAGAAGGUGA